Messenger RNA from Scedosporium apiospermum, 3822 nucleotides. RefSeq names its product Beta-ketoacyl-[acyl-carrier-protein] synthase II. Lineage: Eukaryota; Fungi; Ascomycota; Sordariomycetes; Microascales; Microascaceae. Gene Ontology annotation, biological process: fatty acid biosynthetic process; transmembrane transport. The transcript is spliced from 10 exons. Gene Ontology annotation, molecular function: 3-oxoacyl-[acyl-carrier-protein] synthase activity; oligopeptide transmembrane transporter activity. The coding region runs from base 1 to 3822 and encodes 1273 amino acids. The record is from RefSeq and is a predicted model, not a curated record.
AUGCGGCGAGUUGUGGUGACAGGCCUCGGCGCCGUUACACCCCUCGCCGUGGGGAUGCGAACGACGUGGAAACGGGUUCUAGCUGGCGAGUCGGGUAUUACUAGUGUCCUUACAGAGCGCCCGCCGGCGAGCCAGUGGAAGGGAAUUCCGAGCACCGUUGCAGGUCUCGUUCCCUUGGAUAAAGGGAAGGGGGCGGAGCAUGAGUGGCGACCGUCGGAAUGGCUCAGCGCUGUUGAGCAGGACAAGAUGCCGCGACAUACGCAGUACGCCGUCGCCGUGAGCGAAAUGGCCUUGAAGGAUGCUGAUUGGGCGGCGACGACGGAGAAAGAGAAAGCGAUGUCAGGCAUAUCGAUGGGUAGCGGAAUCGGUGAUCUCGAUCAUCUUUAUACUACGAGUUUGGGAUACAAUCAGGAUGGCUACAGGAAACUAUCGCCGUUCUUUGUACCUAAGAUUCUCUUGAACAUGGCAGCGGGCCAUGUCUCGAUGAAGUACGGUCUCCAGGGACCCACGCGAUGCAUCACAACCGCAUGCGCCACCGGGGCCGACUCGAUAGGCGACGCGUUCACUACGAUUAGGCUCGGCCGCGCUAACGUCAUGGUGGCCGGCGGCACGGAGUCAUGCAUCCACCCCCUAGCCCUUGCCGGCUUCGGAAAGGCCCGGUCGUUGUCGACAGCUUACAAUGACAACCCAACCGCAAGCUGCAGGCCAUUUGAUCGUGACCGGGAUGGGUUCGUGAUUUCCGAGGGUGCAGCAGCGCUCGUUCUUGAGGAAUUAGAACAUGCUAAAAGGCGGGGCGCGCAUAUUUAUGCUGAGAUUAAGGGCUGGGGAUCGACGGCCGAUGCGCAUCAUAUAACAGCGCCGAGGUCAGAUGGGAACGGCGCCUUCCGAGCCAUGGCGGAAGCUCUUCGGGAAGCUGGGGUGAAGCCAUCUGAGGUGGAUUACAUUAAUGCGCAUGCUACCGGAACGCGCGUGGGCGACGCUGCGGAAAUUCUGGCGAUUAAGGAGCUCAUGAAGGAUGUUGACGAGAGCGCGGUCACGGUGAGCAGCACCAAGGGUGCAACGGGCCAUUUGUUAGGAGCGUCAGGUGCACUGGAAGCGCUAUUGACGGUACUAUCCAUCCAUGAGAGAGUUGUCCCUCCGACGCUGAAUUUGGAUCAUCCUGAUGUUGGCGGCAUCAAGUUCAACCUAGUCCCUAACAAGUCCCAGAAGAAGGAGAAACUGGAUGUGGCUGUAUCAAAUAGCUUCGGCUUCGGAGGUGUUAAUUCAUCCCUGCCUCAGUUUAGCAAACUCAACUUCAUCUACACUGCUGUCUCUGAGGCUGCCAAACGCACUUUACGACGCCCUACUGAGGCCAUGUCCCGGGCUAGGGACGGCACACCAUCCGGUGUUGCCGGGCCUUCCACCCCAACCGAACAUCCUUCUGCGGCGACGGGAUCCUCGGCCAAGACGUCCGACUUCUCAAGGAGCCCCAUCGAGAACUUGAAAGAGAGUGUGGCGCAAUGGGGCGACUCCGCGGCUCACCGCAGCGAUGACGAUGAUGAUGAGGGCUCCGAACACGAGCUACUUCUUGAUCCUCUCGGUCAAGGACCUGGGGGUAAGAGUUCUGUGGAUCUUGACAGCGAGGAAGGAAUCGCCCUUAAGGCCGGCGAUGAGGAUGAGGAGCAGGAAGACUCACCCUACGCCGAGGUUCGAGCGGCCGUGCACAAUUACGACCAAGAUCUGCCAUGCAAUACUGUGAGGGCAUGGGUGAUUGGGCUGUCGUUGGUAGUUGUGGGGGCCUCUAUGAAUACGCUCUUCUCACUUCGCCAACCGUCCAUUGGUAUUGGCCCCCUUAUCGCCCAGAUAGUCGCAUGGCCUCUCGGUCAUGGUUGGGCGAGAGUAAUGCCAGGGAAAGAGUUCAACACCUUUGGCAUCAAGUGGUCAUUGAACCCCGGACCGUUCAAUGUCAAGGAACAUGGUGUCAUUGUCGUCAUGGCCAGUGUGUCGUUCUCCGUUGCUUACGCGACCGAUAUCAUUCUCGCCCAACUCGUCUUUUACAAGCAAAACUUCGGCAUCCCGUUCCAACUUAUGUUGACUAUCUCAACUCAGUCACUCGGAUAUGGUAUCGCCGGUAUAAUGAGAAAGUUUUUAGUGUAUCCUGCGUCCAUGAUCUGGCCCGGCACUCUGGUGUCCGUUACCCUCAUGAACGCCAUGUAUGAGGAACGCGAUCGCCCAGACCCCAGAGUUCUUGGGGGAAAUAUGCCUAGGUACCGGUGGUUCGGAUAUGUUACACUUGCGGCUUUCCUAUACUACUUUAUCCCCGGUUACUUCGCUCAAUUCCUGAGCGUCUUUGCCUUUCCGACAUGGCUUGCGCCAGAUAAUGUGAUUGUUAACCAACUUUUUGGUGGUAUCACGGGGCUAUCCAUUCUUCCCAUGACUUUCGACUGGACCCAAGUCGCUGGCUUCGUUGGCUCGCCUCUUAUUCCUCCCUGGCAUGCUAUUGCCAAUACCCUCAUAGGCGUGGUGCUCUUCUUUGUUGUGACAGCCUCUCUCUUCCACUACACCGGCGUUUGGUACGCCGAAUACCUCCCCAUGAGCGAUGCGGGUACCUACGACAACACGGGAGCUAAGUACAACUCUUCUCGUAUCCUAACCCCGGAGUUUACUCUCGAUGAGAAAGCCUACGCCGAGUAUUCGCCCCUAUUCAUCAGCACCACCUUUGCCAUCUCCUACGGUCUCUCGUUUGCCGCCAUCGCCUCAUUGGUAGUGUAUACCUACUUGCACAACGGCGAUCGCAUUUGGCGCCAGUAUCGGAACAGUACAAAUGAGAAGCCCGACGUCCAUAUGAAGAUGAUGAGGAAAUAUCCCGAGGCGCCAGGGUGGUGGUACAUGUCGCUCUUCGUUGCCAUGCUGGCCAUGGGUUUCUACACCAUCACCGCAUACCAGACGAAUCUCGCUUGGUGGGCGUUCCUCUUGGCCGUCUUCAUCUCCUUUGGCUUCUCGCUACCCAUUGGCAUUAUUCAAGCAAUUACAAAUAAUCAGAUAGGCCUCAACGUGCUUACUGAGUUCAUCUAUGGGUACAUUCAGCCCGGUCGCCCUUUGGCGCUCAUGAUCUUCAAAACUUUUGGCUACAUCACCAUGUCUCAAGCCCUCAACUUCAUCUCGGACCUCAAAUUUGGCCAUUACAUGAAGAUACCGCCUAGAACCAUGUUCCUCGCUCAGGUUGUCUCCACGACACUCUCUUGCUUCAUUCAGAUCAUGGUUCUCAACGGCGCCCUUUCCAGUAUCGACGGGGUAUGUACGCUCGAACAGCCCGAGAGGUUCACUUGUCCUGGUGGCCGAGUAUUCUUUGCAGCCUCCGUCAUCUGGGGUCUCAUCGGCCCCGCCCGCAUGUUUUCCCCAGGCCAAGUCUACUCGGGCCUCUUUUUCUUCUUUGGCCUCGGCGCCAUCGUCCCAAUCAUCAUCUACUACGCCUCCAAACGUUGGCCUACCUCGCCCAUCAAGCACCUCAUGGCCCCGCUCAUCUUUGGCGGCGCCGGCAUGAUCCCGCCAGCUUCCCCGCUCAACUACCUCACCUGGGGAAUGGUCGGCUAUCUCUUCCAACAUCACAUCCGCUCGCGCUACUUUAACUGGUGGAGGCGCCUCAAUUUCCUCACGUCGUCCGGCCUUGACCUCGGUCUGGCGCUCGCAACGCUCGUCAUCUUCUUUGCGUUUACGCUAAAUAACAUUGAUCCCCCUUCGUGGUGGGGAAAUGACAUCGUGAGAACAACGUUGGAUUAUAAAGGUGGAGCGGUGCAGGCAAAGGUUCCCGAGGGGCAGACUUUUGGACCGGAGUCUUGGUGA